Talaromyces amestolkiae is the source of this 3897-nucleotide messenger RNA. RefSeq lists its product as uncharacterized. Gene Ontology annotation, biological process: glutathione metabolic process. Bases 1 to 3897 code for a protein of 1298 amino acids. NCBI's taxonomy places the organism in Eukaryota, Fungi, Ascomycota, Eurotiomycetes, Eurotiales, Trichocomaceae. Gene Ontology annotation, cellular component: cytosol. The transcript has 9 exons. The record is from RefSeq and is a predicted model, not a curated record. Gene Ontology annotation, molecular function: 5-oxoprolinase (ATP-hydrolyzing) activity.
AUGACGGACAAUAUGGCGAAGGUUAACGGCGAGAACAUCAAGGGCAUUCGAAUAUCAAUAGAUCGAGGUGGCACAUUCUGCGAUGUUAUUGCUCAAAUCCCUGGUCGCGCAGACCUCGUUUUCAAGCUGUUGUCUGUAGAUCCUCAGAACUAUCGUGAUGCGCCGACGGAGGCCAUUCGACGGGUUCUACAGGCCGUGCAAGGGGCGGAGAUAGCCCCGGGAGAAAAAUUGAAUGCAUCUGCUGUUGAGUCAUGUCGAAUCGGAACAACCAUCGCCACAAACGCGCUUCUCGAGCACAAGGGGAAACGUUUUGCUCUUCUCACAACCAAAGGCUUUAAAGACUUGAGCGAAAUAGGUGAUGGCUCUCGCCCAAAACUAUUCGACCUGAACAUCCGCAAACCAAAAGUAUUAUUCGAUCAAGUUGUAGAAAUCGAUGAACGAGUGACAAUAGAGAACUACGAACUAGAUCCAUUCCCACAGCCGGAAUUAGACGAAACAGAUUCAGCGCUCGUGAAGACCAGUAGUGGCGAAGUCAUUCGUGUCUUGCAGCCGGUGAAUGUUGAGGCUGUUCGUGGCCAGAUACAGAAGCUUCGUGAUGAAGGGUUUACGUCCCUUGCCGUGUGUUUUAUGCACUCGCAUAUCUUUUCUGACCACGAAAAGCUGGUAGGCGACAUCGCCGCCGAAGAAGGCUUCGAGUCCAUCUCACUUUCUUCCGAAAUCAGCCCGCGGAUCAAAAUGCUUCAACGCACGACAGCAGUCUGCACUGACGCAUAUCUAUCUCCUAUCGUUCAUACAUAUGUCGAAGACUUUCUGAGCGGAUUUGAAGUGCCUCCUCAGAGAGUGGAGUUUAUGUCCUCGGAUGGCGGAUUGCGUCCUGCACAGAAGUACACCGGAAAUGCGGCUUUGCUUAGUGGUCCCGCUGGAGGAGUUGUUGGUGUCGCUAGGUCGUGCUAUGAUUUCGAGGAUCCAAAGGCUUUGAUCGGGUUUGAUAUGGGCGGCACGAGUACGGAUGUCUGUCGCUAUGAUGGAAAAUUCGACCAUAUCAGCGACACUACCAUUUCUGACCGCAAGGUAUACACGCCAAUGCUGAAUCUGAAUACCGUCGCAGCAGGUGGAGGAUCGAAACUGUUUGUCCGAAAUGGCCUGUUGGUAGUCGGUCCUGAGAGUGCCGGUGCACAUCCAGGACCUGCAUGCUACAGAAAAGGCGGACCACUCACAAUAACAGAUGCCAACCUCUUCCUUGGCCGAUUAGUUGUAUCAUCUUUUCCAGCAAUCUUUGGCGAAAAUGCGAACGAGCCAUUGGAUACCGACGUGGUGGCAGCAAAGUUCGAAGAAUUAACAAAAGAGGUCAAUGCAGAGUCUUCUAUCGAGUUCACCCCGGAACAAGUUGCGUUGGGCUUCGUGAAAGUAGCGAAUGAGGCCAUGACGAGACCGAUCAGAAACACGACUGAGGCCAGAGGGUUUGCAACCUUUGAUCAUAAUCUCGUCAGUUUUGGAGGUGCUGGAGGACAGCACGCAUGUGCGAUUGCUUCAAAUCUCGGUAUUCGUCGGAUUUUGAUCCAUCGGUUCUCGUCGUUAUUGUCAGCUUAUGGAAUCAGUUUGGCUGAAAUCACCUCCGAAGCAAGCGAAUCUCUGUCCCUCACAUUAUCAGCUGAAAACAUGCCUCAAAUCGAAUCACGAGAGCAGGCCAUCAAGUCCAAACUUGAAAAGGAGCUACGCAGUCAGGACAUUAUCGGCGAUACCAUCGACUAUGAGGUCUUUCUGAAUCUGCAAUACAAAGGGAUGGAUACCAGUCUAAGCGUCGAAAAGCCGACAGAUGGCAGUCAGUACAGCUCAAAAUUUACCAGCAUGCAUCUUCGGGAAUUCGCAUUUACGACCAAUCGUGAGAUUAUGGUCGAUAGUAUCCGGGUGAGAGCGACAGCAAAAAAUAUCAAUCAAAAGGAAAGUCUGUCGGUCUCGGGGGAAUUGGCGGCUGCAAAGAAUUCUGCUACUGUACCGCAAUCCAAAAAAAGACAAAGAGUUUUCAUCAAUGAUCAGUGGAUAUCAACACCAAUCUAUGAUCUGGAAGAUAUGACCAUCGGCUCACAGAUUACCGGCCCGGCGAUAAUAACAGACCAGACACAGACCAUCCUGGUUGAACCGGACUAUGAAUGCCAUCUAACAAGCCGCCACCUCAUCAUUGACAAGGUCGAUAAUGAACAAGAAUCUUCAUCGUCACAACUCAGCACUGAAACAAUCAAUCCGGUCCAGCUCUCCUGCUUCGCGAAUCGCUUCAUGUCUAUCGCCGAACAAAUGGGCAACACUCUCCAACGCACCUCGAUCAGCACAAGUAUCAAGGAACGGCUCGACUUUUCAUGCGCUAUAUUCUCACCCGAUGGCGGAUUGGUAGCUAAUGCGCCGCACAUCCCCAUUCACCUGGGCAGUAUGCAAUUCGCAAUUCAAUAUCAGCAUCGAUUAUGGGGCGACAAGCUUAAACCUGGUGACGUGCUUCUCACAAAUCACCCUGAAGCCGGCGGAACGCAUUUGCCUGAUUUGACCGUUGUCACGCCGGCAUUUUAUGACAAUCAGUUGAUAUUUUAUGUUGCAUCGCGCGGGCAUCAUACUGAUAUUGGAGGAAUCGGAAUCACGAGUAUGAUCCCGGACUCCAAAGAGCUAUGGCAAGAAGGCAUGGCCGUGAAAUCUAUGAAGAUCGUCAGCGAGGGCGUCUUUCUCGAGGAUGAAGUGAGAGAGCUGUUCAACAAGGUUGCUGAAUACCCCGGUUGCAGCGCCACGCGGCGACUGAACGAUAACAUCUCGGAUAUCAAAGCCAAGAUCUCGGCUAAUCAACGCGGUAUCUUACUCAUCAAGCGUCUUUGCGAAGAGUUUACGUUACCUGUUGUUCAUCUAUACAUGGGCGGUAUACAGCGGAACGCCGAGUUGGCUAUCAAGAAACUGUUCCGCGAAUUGUAUCAGAAGACCGGCGGAAAACCGCUCAAGGCCAUCGACUGGUUCGAUGAUGGCACCCCCGUUCAAGUUGAGAUUACUAUUGACGGUGAACGCGAGACUGCAGUAUUUGAUUUCGCAGGCACCGGUCCUCAGACAUACGGAAACAUGAACAUGCCAGUAUCCAUUACACACUCUGCGAUCAUCUACGUCCUCCGUUGCAUGGUCGAUAUGGACAUUCCACUAAACCAGGGAUGUUUGUAUCCCUGCGAAAUCCGAAUUCCCGAAGGUACGAUUUUGAACCCUUCAUCAACUGUUGCCAUCUGCGGCUCGACAAUUUCCAGCCAGCGGGUCACGGAUGUUAUAUUACAAGCCUUUGGCGCCGCGGCGGGUAGUCAGGGUUGCGCAAACAGUCUUGGUUGGGGAAUGGGUGGUAAGGAUCCCCUGACGGGCGUUGUGACUCCUGGGUGGAAUUAUGGUGAAACCGUGGGAGGCGGAAGCGGUGCAGGGCCGACGUGGCACGGAACGCAUGGAGUAAACGUGCAUUCGACGAAUACAAAGGCCACAGAUCCGGAAGUCAUCGAAAAACGGACGCCGGUGAUUGUGCGUCGGGAUUUUAUCAACCAUGGUACUGGAGGAAGGGGGCAGUAUAAUGGCGGAGAUGGAAUGACUCGAGAAAUCGAGGCCCGCAUUCCGAUGAAGUUUAGUAUAUUGUCGGAGCGUAGAGUUUAUAGUCCAUAUGGUCUCGAAGGGGGUGAACCAGGGAGUGUCGGAGUGAACUACAUAUUCAAGAAGAAUGAAGGAGCGCAGCUGGAGAAAAUCAAUAUUGGCGCAAAGGCGGUGGUGCGGUUGAAUGCUGGUGACUAUAUUCAGAUCAAUUCACCUGGUGGCGGUGGAUGGGGGAAGCCCAUUGAGACUCGAGAUGAGAGUGUUGUUAACGGUUUUCGCCCGGUUCCUGUGUCGAAGGUAUAUUGA